AUGGCGACUGACACCAAUGGUGCCACCACCGGCAAGAACGUUGUGGAGUAUGACGUCUUGAUUGUUGGCGGGGGCUUUUCAGGGGUCUCGGCAGCCUAUCACUUGCAGAGCACUUGCCCUGGUAUCAAGUUCCGCAUUCUCGAAUCCCGAAAGAAUAUGGGCGGAACCUGGGAUUUGUUCGACUAUCCCGGACUUCGCAGCGAUUCCGACAUGUACACCUUUGGCUUCUCAUUUCGGCCUUGGGGACACGUCCAGUUUCAGUGCCAAGUACAAAACGCCGAUUGGGACUCCCAACAAGGCAAUUGGACCUUGACCACAUUGCAAAAACAGAACAAUGAUGAUUCAACGACUACCGUCACUUAUCGAGCACGCUAUUUGUUUUCUUGUACGGGCUAUUAUGACUAUGAAGAAGGACACACUCCUGAGUUUCCCAACCGAGAUGCCUUUCAGGGUCCUAUCAUUCAUCCCCAACAUUGGCCCAAAGACUUGGACUACAAAGAUAAGAAGAUUGUUGUCAUUGGCAGUGGAGCCACGGCGGUCACAUUGAUCCCCUCGUUGACCGAGGGGGCCAAUGCGGCCUCACAUGUCACCAUGUUGCAACGAUCUCCGACUUACAUGGCCAACCGACCCUCGCGCAUGACCAUCGUCCCACGAUCCCUGCUCUAUUGGUUUGGACAAGACGCCGCACGCUGGUUUUACAUUUUGUUGGGCAUGUUCAUGUACUACAUUUGCCAGGCAUUUCCACGUGCCUUGUCUGAGUUCUUUAUUGAUGGUGUCGAACAUCAAAUUGGAUCCGACAAAUUCAAGGAAGAUGAUUGGACGCCGCGGUACAAGCCAUGGGAUCAACGCCUCUGUGCAUGCCCCGAUGGUGAUUUCUUCAAAACCAUCAAGUCGGGCAAGGCCAGUGUUGUGACGGAUCACAUUGUUGAAUUCACUGAGAAGGGUGUUCAGACAGAAAAGAACAAUGUCUUGCCCGCGGACAUUAUCAUUACGGCUACCGGAUUGCAGAUUCGUUUCUUUGGAGGCAUAAAAAUUACCCUGGAUCAAAUGCCAUUGGACAUGCCAUCAAGAUUCAUCUACAAGGGAUUCAUGAUGAAUGAAGUCCCCAACUUUUUCGUGGCUGGCGGCUACAACAAUGCCAGUUGGACACUCAAGAUUGAUCUGACCAUGAAAGCCGCAUCGGAUCUGAUCAAGAUCAUGGAGACCAAGUUGUAUCGGUACUGUCAACCCGAAUUGCCCAAGCCAGGAAAUGAAAUGGAGGCCGUUCCUUCCAUCGAUUUGACAUCGGGAUAUAUUCAACGAUCGAAAAAUCUCAUACCCAGGCAAUCCACAUUGUAUCCUUGGAGGCUUUACCAGAACUACUUGUACGACAGGUACUCGCUCCAAUUCAAGAGUCUAGAGGAUGACACGCUCAAAUUUUACAAGUAG
Seminavis robusta is the source of this 1428-nucleotide messenger RNA. Lineage: Eukaryota; Bacillariophyta; Bacillariophyceae; Naviculales; Naviculaceae. The record is from the annotation of a GenBank genome assembly.